This is a messenger RNA of Fukomys damarensis (Damara mole-rat), 1756 nucleotides long. It is a transcript of the gene Wfikkn1, whose product is annotated as WAP, follistatin/kazal, immunoglobulin, kunitz and netrin domain containing 1. Gene Ontology annotation, biological process: negative regulation of transforming growth factor beta receptor signaling pathway. Gene Ontology annotation, molecular function: receptor antagonist activity; transforming growth factor beta binding; serine-type endopeptidase inhibitor activity. The transcript has 2 exons. Gene Ontology annotation, cellular component: extracellular region. Lineage: Eukaryota; Metazoa; Chordata; Mammalia; Rodentia; Bathyergidae. The coding region runs from base 1 to 1659 and encodes 552 amino acids. The record is from RefSeq and is a predicted model, not a curated record.
AUGCCCACCCUGCGGUUACGCCUGCUGUUCCUGCCUCUUUUCCUCAUUGUCCAGCUGACUUCGGAGGUCAGUCUGCUGCCAGAGCCUGGAAGCCACCCUGGAGUGUGCCCCAACCAACUGAGCCCCAGCCUGUGGGUGGACGCCCAGAGCACCUGUGAGCGGGAGUGCACUGGGGACCAGGACUGCACAGCUGCUGAGAAGUGCUGCACCAAUGUGUGUGGGUUGCAUAGCUGCGUGGCAGCUCGCUUCCCUGAUGGUGGCCCAGCCGCACCUGUGACAGCAGCCUCCUGUGAGGGCUUUGAGUGCCCACAGCAGGGUUCCGACUGUGACAUCUGGGAUGGGCAGCCCGUGUGCCGCUGCCGUGACCGCUGUGAGAAGGAGCCCAGCUUCACCUGUGCCUCCGAUGGCCUCACCUACUAUAACCGCUGUUACAUGGAUGCAGAGGCCUGUCUGCGUGGCCUCCACCUGCACAUUGUGCCUUGCAAGCACAUCCUCAGCUGGCCACUCAGCAGCCCAGGACCUCCAGAGACCACUGCCCGCCCAACACCUGGGGCUGCCCCGAUGCCACCUGCCCUUUAUAGCAGCCCUUCCCCACAGGCAGUGCAUGUUGGGGGCACAGCCAGCCUCCACUGUGAUGUCACUGGCCGCCCACCACCCACCGUGACCUGGGAGAAGCAGAGCCACCAGCGGGAAAACCUGAUCAUGCGCCCUGACCAGAUGUAUGGCAAUGUGGUAGUAACCAGCAUUGGACAGCUGGUACUCUACAACGCGCGGCCUGAGGAUGCUGGCUUGUAUACCUGCACUGCACGCAAUGCUGCUGGCCUGCUGCGGGCUGAUUUCCCGCUCUCUGUGGUCCAGAGGGAACCAGCUAGGGAAGGAACCUCUGGCGCCCCAGCCCUGGCUGAGUGCCUGCCAGACAUGCAGGCCUGUGCUGGCUCAGCCUCCCCAUACCGUGUCCUCUGGCAUUUUGACCCUCCACGGGGUGGCUGCAUGACCUUCCCAGCCUUUGAGUGUACUGGGGCCACUCAAGGCUUUACAACAUAUGAGGCAUGCCAACAGGCCUGUGCCCGUGGCCCUAAGUAUGCCUGUACCCUGCCAGCUGUGCAGGGUCCUUGCCAGGGCUGGGAGCCGCGCUGGGCCUACAAUCCACUGUUGCAGCAGUGCCAGCCCUUUGCCUAUGGUGGCUGUGAGGGCAAUGGCAACAACUUCGAGAGCCGUGAGAGCUGUGAGGAGGCUUGCCCUGUACCUCGCUCACCACCCUGCCAAGCAUGCCGCCUAAAGAGCAAGUUGGUGCUGAGCCUGUGCCGAAGUGACUUUGCCAUCGUGGGGCGCCUCACUGAAGUGCUGGAGGAGCCCGAGGUGGGCGGCAGUAUUGCCCGAGUGGCCCUUGAUGAUGUGCUCAAGGAUGACAAGAUGGGCCUCAAACUCCUGGGCACCAAGUACCUGGAGGUGACACUGAGUGGCAUGGAUUGGGCCUGCCCCUGCCCCAACGUGACGGCUGGCGAUGAGCCACUGAUCAUCAUGGGGGAAGUGCAUGAUGGCGUGGCCAUGCUGGAUGCCAGCAGCUAUGUCCGUGCUGCCAGUGAGAAGCGGGUCAAGAAGAUCUCAGAGCUGCUUGAGAAGAAGGCCUGUGAGCUGCUCAACCGCUUUCAGGACUAGCUCUGUUGUCCUCUCCUACUUGGGACUAGCCCCCUUCCCCAACUCCUCCUGCCAGGACUAGCCCCACUGUCCCUUCCUGCCCACCUUCCUACUAAAU